Scutellospora calospora is the source of this 876-nucleotide messenger RNA. The record is from the annotation of a GenBank genome assembly. Lineage: Eukaryota; Fungi; Glomeromycota; Glomeromycetes; Diversisporales; Gigasporaceae.
AUGUUGAUAUCCGAUAUUCUUUCAGAAGUUUUUGAAUAUUUGGAUGACCGAGAUGAAAAUCUUGGUUCACCAAGAAAAAAAUACGAUUUACCCGUUUUUAAUUAUCCAAGUUUUUUAAAAAAUAUUGACUACUAUGAAAUGAUUUCAUUUGUCAAAAACUGGUGUAUAUAUUACUUGGAUGAUAAUACGGAAGAAAGUAUUUCAGCAAUUUUACGAUCAAUUUUAAAAUUAUUUGUUGCAAGGUCUACUCAUUUAAACACCCUUAGUAUUAGAAGUACUAGUUGUGAAGAGAAAUAUAUGCUAUUGGCUGAACCUACAAUUUUUCCUUUGAUAAUACCAUUAAAAAAUUUAAAUAUCAAUUGUUAUUCAAUCGAUAGACUAAAAAUGGCUGAAAAUAGUCCAAAAGUUAAUCUUUUGAACGCGUUUGUUAAACAAUGCCGGCAUUUGAACACAAUUAGAGUAAACAACUUGAGUGUGAAUGAUGAAUCUUCAAUGCUCGUUGCAAAAAAACUUGCUAAACUCAUAGAACGUCAACGAGGACUUAAACGUAUAAUUUUAUCAAGAUGUAAAACAUUCACAAACAUUAUAAUUCCUUCUUUGGCGAAACAAAAACAUUCAUUACGACAUGUUGGAUUUCGAGGUGUCGAUUUUGAUGGAUGUUGUAAAUGGGACACUUUGAAAUAUUGUACAAAAUUAGAAAGAAUAGAUAUGGUUGAUUGUUGUAACCUGGAUAAUGCUAUGAUUUCUCCUUUAGUUAACUCUCAUAGCAAAAGAUUAAGGCGUGUUAGCAUAUAUAAUUGUCUACCAAUUCGUAUUAGUGAUAAAUUAGAAUCUUGGGCUUAUAGGAUUGAUAAUCGAAAACGUCAGCAUUGUUAA